Molecule: messenger RNA, 921 nt
Organism: Coregonus sp. 'balchen'
Lineage: Eukaryota; Metazoa; Chordata; Actinopteri; Salmoniformes; Salmonidae
Source: the annotation of a GenBank genome assembly
AUGGUCGAGUGGACAAAUGAAGGGCGCGCAGCCAUCACUGAUAUCUUCUCUAACCUCGACUACGAUCGAGUUACCGCCGAAUCCCUGGAAAGGUAAGUGCUUUGCUAUCACAUCCCAAUUUUAAUUCCAUAAAACAAUAAUGUACAGUAAUCUAUUAUAUUACCGGUAUGCAGUAUUGACGAAAAAUUGUCUCGAGAAAACUUCAGGGGUCUUUGGGAUUAUCACAUUGACAUACAACAACGUUCUAUGAUUUGAGCAGGUUUCCGAGAGUUUAAAGUAGGCCUAUGACUUUAUUUUCCACAUGACAGGUGUCUGUCGUGUACCCCUGGUCCCAGAGGUACUGGGGCUUCGGCAACUUGAACAACGCAGAGGCCAUCAUCAUCAACAACCCUCUGAUUGCUAAGCACAGCGUCACCGUGCUGCGAGGUCUGGACAGAGCUCUGAAGAACAUGGAUGACAUCAAGAACACAUACCCGGAGCUGACCGUGCUGCACUCAAGAAACUACAUGUGAAUCCCGACAACUUCAAGGUAGGAUUUGAACAUAGAAGCCAAUAUUCAAUGAAUACUACGUUUCUAAUUUGUUCCAACUGCAGCACAAAUAGGAAAAGGCCGGGUAGCGCAGAAAUUGAUUUAGGCAGCAUUUUCAUAAUUGCCAUAGCAUAGGCCUGUAGGCCCUAACAUUCGUUAAUUGUAUGUAUAGUUAAAGUAGCAUUUAGCUUGAAGUCAGAAAUGUAGUCAAAAAUGUAAAAGAUCUAAUCAGUUUUCUCCUAUAUAUUUUUUCUGUCCUCUAGCUGCUGGCUGAUGUUCUGACCGUGGUGGUCGCUGGGAGGAUGGGCAACAACUUCACCCCGGAGUAUCAGGCAUCCUUCCAGAGGUUCUUGUCAGUGGUCGUUUCUGCUCUGUGCAGGCCGUACCACUAA